GAUGCACACCGGUGGCUGCGUGCGCGCAUGUAGCUGGUAGUCGGUCCGUUGUCGGCGAUCCAAACGCACGUACCCGCCGGACACGCGACAAUGAGUUACAGCGGCAAAAGAAAAUUAUCCUUCCUCGGAUUUUCGCCACAGGGGGAAGGAGCUGAUGAGCUAAGACUGGACGAGGAGAUGGAGAGAGUGGUGUGGAACGAGGCCACCCAGCCGCCGCGGCUGCAGAACACCGCCGAGCCUCUUAGAGACCUUGCUGCGCCGCCGCCCUACUCGCAAGGCGAUGUUAGUCAACCAAGCAGUGUCGAGUUGUCACCAGUGAGCGGCCUUCAUAUCAGUUCCGAAUCAGAGCCACAGAUGUCGGGGGCGUGGUCGUCGGGCUCAGCGGGGAGUCCCCGGGACGACGACCGACGAGUGCAGUUCGACAAAGACGAGCUGUCGCCGCCAGUCGAGCCAUUAGACGACGCCAGCGACGAGAGACGAAACCAGAGGAACGCGCGACACUUACAUCCGUACAAGGCGCGCAAGUAUUCGCUGCAGGAGGGCGCGCGGGGCGGCGGGAGGGAUGAGCGCCAGGUGUCUGCUCUCACUGAUGAACCCCUGCUCGAAGCUGACCAGGAUGAGCUGCAGAGCCACCGCAGCGGGGAUCCCAGAGCGCUGCGGCGUCAUAAGAUCCAGCAGAAGGGUUCGACUCUACACCUGAGUCGGAAGGAGGCUGGAGAAAAGAUCCAAAACGUCAUCAUGGAUGCUGCGUACAAGAAGAUGUUCGAUCGUAGUCCACACUCGGUGUUUGUACAAUUGGAUGAGUUGCUGGCGACGGAGGAUGGGGAUGCCGAAUGGAAGGAGACGGCGAGAUGGAUUAAAUACGAGGAAGAUGUAGAGGAAGGAUCAGCGAGAUGGGGCAAGCCCCAUGUGGCUUCCCUCUCCUUUCACUCCCUCCUGAAUCUCAGAAGAUGCCUGGAAACCGGUGUGGUACUUCUCGACCUCGAUGAAAAGGAUCUCCCGGGGGUUGCAUACAGGGUCGUGGAGAGUAUGGUGAAGGAAGGUCUCAUUGAGGAAGAUGACAAACCGGUAGUGAUGAGAUCGCUGCUGCUUCGGCACAAACAUGUCCACGACGACAAAUUCCGCUUCUCUAUCAGCGGGGGAAGAAAGCAGUCGUACACCAGCCUACAGUCGCUGUGGGUGGAGGACGGGCUGUUGGAGCAGGCUGGCGUGCGAGCUGCCUGCGCGCAAUGCUCGACCGCGCCGAACAUGUGCCAUCGCCACAGUAUCCAACUAAUCAACUUGGCACAACAACGGCGGCGAAGCUCCCAAGCUGUGCCUAUGGACAGGGCAGAAGCACGCAAAAAGUCUUCGGGAGCCACAAUAGACGCGCGUGAAGUGGAAUAUUUGGCGACCGGAACAGUCGGCUCACAGGACGAGCUGCGACGAGGCCACAACGACUCCAUCUUGAAGAGGAUACCUGACGAUGCAGAGGCUACCACCGUCCUCGUCGGAGCCGUCGGCUUCCUCGACCAACCGACCAUCGCCUUCGUACGGCUCGCUCAGGGCAUCCAAAUGCCGUCCAUUACGGAAGUUCCGAUUCCGGUGCGUUUCAUGUUCAUUCUUCUGGGACCCACCGAAGCCGACCUCGACUACCAUGAGGUCGGUCGCUCUAUUUCCACCCUGAUGUCCAACCCGACGUUCCACUCCAUCGCAUACAAAGCUGAUGAUAGACGAGAGCUGUUGUCAGCUAUCAACGAGUUCUUGGACGAUUCCAUUGUACUUCCACCUGGAGAUUGGGAGAGACAGGCGCUCCUGCCGUUUGAGGAACUACGAGCUAAGAGUGAAAUGAUCAGGCGGCGCAAACGAGAUGCCCUCGAACGGAAGAAGGCGACGGAAAAGGCGGCCGCACCACCGCUAGACGAGAAGAAAGCUCUUCUUGCAGCAGAAACUGGUGGCAUUCCCGAAAAAGAACCUGACGAUCCCCUGUCCAAAUCUGGCAGACUGUUUGGAGGUGUAAUUCGGGAUAUGAAGAGACGAUACCCUCACUAUGUAUCCGACUUCCGAGACGCUCUGAACGGCCAAUGUGCUGCGGCCACUAUCUUCAUGUACUUCGCCGCUCUGUCCUCUGCCAUCACCUUCGGAGGUCUCCUAGCUGAGAAGACCAACAGGGAGAUUGGUAUUUCGGAAACUUUGGUAUUCACGUGUGUUGGCGGGUUGUUUUUUGCGCUGGUGGCAGGACAGCCCAUGAUGAUAACUGGAGCCACGGGGCCUCUUCUGCUUCUGGAUGAGUCGCUCUUCGCCUUCUGUCGCUCCUAUGGAUUCGAUUUUCUCGCAGCACGAAUGUACUGUGGACUUUGGAUGAUAGUUAUAGCGCUCUGUGUCGCAUCCAUUGAGGGAAGCGUUGCUGUCAAAAAAAUUACAAGGUUCACCGAGGACAUUUUUGCGUUCCUGAUAUCAUUGAUCUUCAUAUCGGAGCCGAUCACGAAUAUCAUCAAUCUAUACAGAGCGCAUCCACUCGGCUACGACUACUGUCAGCAUCCAGCCAUUGAUAACUCCACCGUGAUCCCUCUGAAUAACGCGACUGCUGUUGAUAACAACACCGUCAUCACUCUUCCUGCCCCACCGACAGUGGUCCCACCACAACCGAACACAGCGCUGUUCUGCACGAUGCUGACACUCAGUACUUUCAUCAUCGCCUACUAUCUGCGUAUCUUCCGUAACGGCAAAUUCUUGGGACGCAGUGCGCGUCGUGCCCUCGGUGAUUUUGGAGUCCCAAUCGCUAUUGUCCUGAUGGUCGGAGUAUCCGUCCUGGUGCCAGUUUGGACUGAGAAGCUGAAGGUUCCUGACGGUCUGAGCCCAACGUCCAACCGCUCAUGGCUGGUGCCACUCAACGCUGGAUUGGAGACGAUACCGCUGUGGGCUGCCUUCGCGAUGGUGCUACCAGCUCUGAUGGUCUACAUCAUUGUCUUCAUGGAAACCCAUAUCGCCGAGUUGAUCAUAGACAAGCCGGAACGUGGUCUGAAGAAGGGCAGCGGGUUCCACAUGGACAUCGUGGUGAUGUCGCUGGUGAAUGCUGUGUGUGGCAUGUUCGGGGCGCCGUGGCAGUGCGUCGCCACGGUGCGGUCUGUCAGCCACGUGUCAGCGCUGACAGUGAUGUCGACGACCCACGCACCUGGCGACAAGCCACACAUUGUUGAAGUUAAAGAGCAACGUCUAACGGGACUGCUGGUGGCACUUCUAUGCGGUAUUUCGGUGCUGGCCGCUGGCUGGCUGCGGCUGGUCCCUAUGGCUGUUCUGUUCGGAGUCUUCUUGUACAUGGGUAUAUCGGCCCUGGGCGGAAUCCAGUUCUGGGACCGAUGCAUACUCCUCCUGAAGCCGGUGAAACACCACCCUCAAGUGCCGUACGUGAGACGGGUGCCGACGCUGAAGAUGCACCUGUUCACGCUGCUCCAGAUCGCCGGUAUAUGCGUCUUGUACGCCGUGAAGUCGUCGCGUUUCUCGCUGGCUCUGCCUUUCUUCCUGGUCAUGAUGAUACCGCUGCGGAUGUCGCUCGCGUAUCUCUUCACGCCAUUGCAGUUGAGAGCGUUGGAUGGCGCACAGAAGGACAUAGAUAAGGAGGAUGAACCCGACUUCUACGAGGAGGCACCUUUGCCUUGACCGAUGUUUCCUCACCACACCAUAUAAAUGGUGAAUCAAAAUGGUGGUAGCUAAGUUGAGAAGUAUACAAUAUUUGUAUGUGUAUCCAGUAGAUUCUUCUUGAUUCGAUAAGAGUGCUACUUUCUGCUACUAUGUUAAACAAUUGAGAGUUUCAAAUAAGGGCUCAUUUAUAAGAGUUCUUAUUGAUGUUAGUGUUAUGUGUGUCUGAAACCCUGGAUUCCUGGUGAUAGUACUCUCCCUAAACAUGAUGAACUGUCUCUUCCUAAAACAAUUUAGCGGCAUUUUGGCCUAUGGGGAACAAAACGAGAAAUGAUAGAGCUUUGAAUCAUAGAAAUAAGAGAGAAGAAAGUUUAUUUUGUUACUUUAAGUCAAAGGUUAUACGUCUCACUCUAUCAAAGUAAAAAGAAAUAAUAUAACCAUAUCAAGUUUACUAAAACUUAAAUGUUAUUGUUACAAUAUUUAUUUUGUGAGUAACAUACUCGCUUGCAUAUCUGAAAGAUUAAGUACAGAAAACUUAUUUUUGUGACUAAAAAUGAAAGGAAAUAUAAGUAUUUAAAGUAGGAACAUUUCUAAAUAUUUACGAAGAAGUGAAUUUUAUGGUUAGUUAAAGAUGAUACUUAAUAAUAAAUUACCCUUUAGGCACCAGUUAACUUAAAUGUUGGUUAGUUUUUAUUGUAAUUCUACUUAAUUUUUAGGUAUACGUCUUAUUUAUUAACUUUUAAUAAGAAUUGUUAAAUGAGACAUUCCUAUAUAGUUAAUAUUACCUAUUGCGUCUACCACUGUAUAUUUUAAAACGUUGUUAAAGUUUGUCCCGAUAAUCAUUUAUGACAGAGUAAAGGAGGCCGGUAACUAACAUUUUACAAU
Aricia agestis (brown argus) is the source of this 4503-nucleotide messenger RNA. RefSeq names its product anion exchange protein 3 (gene Ae2). The record is from RefSeq and is a predicted model, not a curated record. The coding region runs from base 91 to 3639 and encodes 1182 amino acids. NCBI's taxonomy places the organism in Eukaryota, Metazoa, Arthropoda, Insecta, Lepidoptera, Lycaenidae. Gene Ontology annotation, cellular component: plasma membrane. Gene Ontology annotation, molecular function: monoatomic anion transmembrane transporter activity; solute:inorganic anion antiporter activity. Gene Ontology annotation, biological process: transmembrane transport; bicarbonate transport; regulation of intracellular pH. The transcript is spliced from 19 exons.